AUGGCCUCCGAUGCGACACCAGCAGCUGCAGUCGCGGUUGCGGCUGCGAAUGUCGUGAAGAAACCAAAGUUGCAUGGCCGCGCAUUUUAUGAGAGCCUCGGCUCGCCCAAGUAUAUUGUUGCGCCGAUGGUGGAUCAGUCUGAGUUUGCCUGGCGUAUGCUUUCCCGAUCCUUCCUUCCCGAGUCCGAGCAGUCAGGCUUGCUCGCAUACUCGCCCAUGUUCCACGCGCGCCUUUUCAGCGAGAGCCAAAAAUACCGAGACCAGCACUUCCAGCCAACAAAACCCGACUGCGAUAAACUCUACCUCGACGGCAACCCCGCUAUCGACCGUCCCUUUUUCGUACAAUUUUGUGCCAACGAUCCACAGGCGCUCCUCAACGCGGCGAAGAUAGCCGCUCCGUACUGCGAUGCGGUGGAUCUCAACCUAGGCUGCCCUCAGGGGAUCGCCAAGAAGGGCCACUACGGCUCGUUCUUGCAGGAGGACCAGGACUUGAUACACCAGCUGAUCAAGAUCCUCCACGAGAACCUCGACAUACCCGUUACGGCCAAGAUACGUAUCCUCGAGACAAAGGAGGCGACGCUCAAGUAUGCACAGAACGUCCUCAGACCCACCGCGAGCAUCUUGACGUGUCUCGCCGCGACCGGAGCGGACGGCAUCAUGAGUGCCGAAGGCAACCUCAGUAACCCGGGCUUCUUCGCCGCUCCGCCGCCAGCAGGGCAGGAACCGCGCGGUUACUGGCGCGGGAAGGACGGCAAGGGCGGGUGGCGCGUUGACGAAGUCUUCCGUCGCUACCUGGACAUCAUGCACAAAGGCCAUCCCGCUGCCGGACCAAGACGGCCCCAAAAAACGGCGCGGCGACAUCACCAAGGACAACGCGGCGUUGAUCGCGGCCCAACUUGUCGGCAUGCAGCCGCACCUGUCCACCAGCUGCGGCACCUCGUCUCUCGCCACCACGACGUGCGCGCCGCGCUCGCCCGCGCCCGCCUCGGCGAGGUGGCCCACCACGAGGCCCUCUGCCGCAUGGUGGAGAAGAAGGUCGCCGAGGGCCUGCUCGAGUACGAGGCGUCCGGCGGCGCGAGCGUCGAGGCGGAUAUGCCGACCACGACGCCCGAGCAGGAGGCCGAUCCGGAGAGCUCGGCCCGCGCGAUACGCGAGUGUAAGCGGCCGUGGUGGGUGGUGCAGCCGAUCAUUCGGCCGCUGCCCAAGGAGGCGAUGGCCAAGGGCGCGAUACAGUUGAGCAAGAAGGAGCGGAAGCGGGUGGCGGCGGAGAUGGAGGGGAAGGAGGAAAAGGAGGCGAAGAAGAGUAAAGAGGGGCUUGGAGGUAAGGAGGCUGCCGUGACGGGCUCGCUGGAGAAAACGACCAGCUAUCCGUCUAGUGAGCUGGUCAGCGGCUGA
Molecule: messenger RNA, 1395 nt
Organism: Chaetomium globosum CBS 148.51
Lineage: Eukaryota; Fungi; Ascomycota; Sordariomycetes; Sordariales; Chaetomiaceae
Exons: 4
Coding region: 1-1395 (464 amino acids)
Biological process (GO): tRNA processing
Molecular function (GO): flavin adenine dinucleotide binding; tRNA dihydrouridine synthase activity
Source: RefSeq, a predicted model, not a curated record